GUACAUGGCAAAAAUAUAAACAUUUCUUAUACUGUUUUCUUAUGUUUUUGUUACAUAAUUUAUGAAUUGGUGAUAAACAGUGUGCCGUUUUUGAGUUUUGAAAAUGAACGGUGUAAACUCUUUAUUUUCUUACAUUGAUUUUUUUUAUUUUUUUACUUGCAAAAUUUUAUAGAGCUUAAACAAUUGUGUGGGCAGAUCGUCAAAAGUGUUAAAAACUUGUAAUGUUUUGGAUUAUUCGCUAUUCAUACAAAAUAGGGAAAAUUUGGAUAAAUGCACUUCAAUAAGAAUAUAAUUUGAAAAAUACACCUUUGUUUAAGCUUUUUGAAAAAUACACUUAUCUAUAUAUAAAUUUACCAAAUUGCCCAAUCUUAAUAGUUAUCAAUUUCUAUUAAACAAUUUUUUAAAAAAUUAUUUUAAAAGAAAAUCGUUAGAGAUAGGGAAUUAUUUGUGAAUCCACUGUUCAGAAUUUUUUCCAAUUCUUUCAUAUACACAUGAAAGUAAUCUUUCGAUAAGACUUCAAUGCAAGCAACACCAUAUGUUUUCUGUGACUUUAAACUGUUGGUAUGUGUUGUUGGUAUGUGUUUGUUCUUCCUCUGCCUUUCUUUUUCCAUUACUUUCUUUUUGAAUCUUGUACUCCAUCUCUAUAUAAACAACAUAAAUUAAAAAAUUUGUAAGAUACACGAAUCAAAUCAUUGGCUCAAACAUAUUUAUUGGAUUUUCAUGACACGUGAAAAAAGAAGAACAAACCGAUGAAUAAUAAUCAGUGCAAUUCUUUUUCAUAUUCAAAAAAAAAAACACAUAUCCGAAUACAUCAUAUUAGGUAUAACUUACUUGGCUCCAGUAGAGAAGAUGAAAAAUUUUGUAGAGACAAACGUGACUUGCUUUUCUUUUUUAACAACGUGACUUGUUUAUGUAAGUUGAAGAAAAUAAAAUAAAGGGAAAUCUGUAUAAACAUCAUGAUAAAGUCAAAACAAGUCAUAAUUCACAUGUUUAUAUUUGUUAUUGUAAAAUUUAAAUGGUAAAAUAACAUAUUUAUCUCAACACACAUAUUUAUCUAAUUUUAAUGAUAUUAUUUUAUUAGUUUCGAAUUUAUAUAUUAAUUUCGAAUUAUAUUUUGGAUAAAAAGGUCAAUUCAUAAUUAAGGAAGUGUAUUUUUCAAAAGUUAAAAUAGAAAAUGCAAUUAUCAAAUUUCAAAUCCUAAAUAGGGUAUUUUGUAAAUUAUCCCAAAAAAUAUGCUUCUCUUGCAUUAAAAAAUCUUGUUCGAUUUACAGAUUUCGGACUUAUAUAUUUUUAAGACACUUAAGUACGUACAUGGCAAAAAUAUAAAUGUUUCUUAUACUGUUUUCUUUUUUUGAAACACAAACAUUCUUAUUCUAAAGUUUUAUAUUAUGUACUAUUAUAAGAUUGAAUAAAACUUAAUGUUUGUAUCCAUUUGAGGAAGAAAACGUAAUUCUAUUAUACGAAUUCUAAAUUUGAUUAUUUCUGAAAGUAAUAAGUAUUAACCAUCAGAUUAACGGAAAUCUUGGAUUAAAUACACACAUUUUCCACUUGUUUUUGCUUUAUCACCUUUGUUAUACUCUCUCCACCAUUCUUCAAACAAUCAUUUUCGAUAUUUUUCUUUUUCAUUUCUUUGAUGAACCUUUGCUCCUUAUUUUUCCCCUCCUGAAAUUCGAGUAUUUUUAGGUGAAUUUACUAUAUUUUUCAUUUACCAAACCAUUUUUGUUUUGCUUUUAAUUUUUUUUUGAAACACUUUUUUGCUUUUAAUUAUUUUCUUAUUUUUGAUAGGAGAAUCCGCUAAUUAAGACAAACCUACAACUUUCUAAGAUGUAUUCUUAAUUUGUCUCCCAGAAUUAUUUUGGAGUCUUGAGGAAUGAUCUUUCUUCACUUCGUUUAUUUUUCAUAAAAUUGUUUUCCUCAGUUUUGAUAGCCGCCAACUUCUUGUUUCUGGAAUCGUGAGGAAUUGUAAAUAGCAUUUUGCGAUUGUGAAAUUUGUGUUGUUGCAUGCAACAAUUUUCAUAAUUUUAUUUUAAAAUUUUCAUCUUUUUUUUCAUCUUCAUUUUCUUAUGUAAACAAAAAGAAAACACCUGAAUUAGAGACCUAUGCAACUGACAAUGUCAAGCUCCAAGAUGAAAAGCCUCUUGAAAGGCCUACGAUACAUUUCUCAAGUUUUUGAAAGUGGAAAAGAAGAAGAGAUAGAGAUAGGGAAUCCAACGGACGUAAAGCAUGUUGCUCAUAUUGGUUGGGAUGGUCCAUCCGCUACUCCUGCCUCCGCACCAAGCUGGAUAAACGAGUUCAAAAAUGGUGGAGGAUUCGAAUCUGGACAAGGAGGCGGAGAAGAUGAUUCAUCCGUGAAAUGUAUGUCGGAAUGUGGCGGUCGGACCAGAGAUUUACCAAAACUACCAAAAUCUUCGAGGAAAGCGGCUUCCGAGAAAGGUUCUCCGACAAGGGAAAUAUCAUCUGACAAAACUAAACGAAGGUCUUCGAAGAAAGGAACAACAUCAUCGUCAAGAAGACCAAAGGAAAUGUCUGAACUAAAUGAGCGUUCUUCGUUACAGGAAGCUCCGAAGAAAUCGAGGAGGAAGAAAAAGACGAAAGAAAUUGGAGGAUCAACUAGAUCGAUACGAAGAUCUGACGUGGAUAACAUGUCGGAUUAUAUGUCUGAAACUGGUUCUAUAAGAUCUAUGCCUCAAUUCGACAACAGAGAUGACUUUUGAAAAGGCGAGACAGUCUUUCCUUCCUGUUUGGAGAUAUGCAUGGCUAAUUAAUUUUCAGAACAUACCACUAUAUAUUAGAUUUUUUUAGUCUUCAUUCUUGUACUGUGAUUAUUAUUCACCUUAAUUACAAGAAUACAUUUUUGUUUCUUUAAAUACAAUCGGAGAUUUUGAACAUAAUUCGAGACUAUCUUUUACCAGCGG
Molecule: messenger RNA, 2915 nt
Organism: Brassica napus (rape)
Lineage: Eukaryota; Viridiplantae; Streptophyta; Magnoliopsida; Brassicales; Brassicaceae
Product: CRIB domain-containing protein RIC6
Exons: 3
Coding region: 2100-2714 (204 amino acids)
Source: RefSeq, a predicted model, not a curated record